Messenger RNA from Dovyalis caffra, 2703 nucleotides. The record is from the annotation of a GenBank genome assembly. NCBI's taxonomy places the organism in Eukaryota, Viridiplantae, Streptophyta, Magnoliopsida, Malpighiales, Salicaceae.
AUGGCGCCACUUAGAAAUCGGAAGCGAGGUUUGGGUUUGGCUGACACGGAGAAUGGUGACCCGGCGGAGGAAUCGAAAGGGAUUGAAAGGAAAGCGAAGGAUUUAGGUGAAAACGAUGAGAAAGAGGGAGAGAAAGAUGUGAUAAUCAAGAAAGGGAAGGCAAUUAGAGGGAGAAAUAAUGAAGAGGAGAAUGGAGGUGGUAAUUCACCAAAGAGGAGACGGAGGAAUGUUAAGAUAAAGGUGGACUGUGCUGUGUUUGAUGAAUUAUUGGAUGAAGAGGUCAAACCUGAUCGGAAGAGUGGAAAGAAGAGCGUUGCUGCCCAGAGUGAUGAAAGUGAUGAUAAGGGAGAUGGAAAGAAAGAGAAAGGUAGUAGUAGAAGAGGGGGAAAUGAGGAGAGGGAUAAGGGGAAUGAUGAGGGAGAAGGAAAAGGAGAAGGGGAAUCUUUGAAAAUGCUCAGGAAUCGGAAGCUCUUGGUGCAAGAUAUUGGAAGGCAAAAGCAUACUAAACAACACUAUACUGAGGAGGUGUGUUUAAUGUGUCAUCAAUGUCAGAGGAAUGACAAUGGGCGUGUUGUCCGGUGCCUGAAAUGCAAAACCAAGCGUUAUUGCAUCCCUUGCUUAACCAAAUGGUAUCCUAAGAUGGCUGAGGAUGAUAUUGCUGAUGCUUGUCCGGUUUGUCUUGGGAAUUGCAACUGUAAGUCUUGUUUGCGUUUAGAUGCACCCAUAAAAGGCUUUAAGAAUCUAAACUUGAAAGUAAGCACAAAAGAAGAACUGUGGUAUGCGAAGUAUUUGUUGCGUGCUCUUGUUCCAUUUUUGAAACAGUUGGAUGAAGAACAGAUGUUAGAGAGAAAGAUUGAGGCUAGGGUAAGAGAUCUGUCGGUGGCAGAGUUAGAGAUAGGAAAUGCUGAAUGCCCAGCAGAUGAGCGUAUGUUUUGUGAUCAUUGUAGAACUUCUAUUUUUGAUUAUCACAGGAGUUGUUCAAAGUGCUCAAUUGAUCUCUGUCUUGUCUGCUGCCGGGAGAUUCGAGCGGGAAACUUGCAGGGUGGUGGGGCAGAUGUGGUUAUGGAGUUCGUUAACAGAGGAUCUGACUAUUUGCAUGGUGGAAAGGGGAAAACUGAAGCAUCACCUACAGAGUUACCUCAAAAGACUGGCUUCGAGGAUGGUACGAGCUCGAAGUCUGAGUGGAAAGCAGAUGAAGAUGGAAGCAUUCUCUGUGCUUCUUGUUGUGGCACUCUAGAACUAAAAUGUUUGUUCCCAACCGCAGGAGAUGCUGGCUCUCUUUCAGUUUCAGAACUGGUAAAGAAAGUCGAAGAUGCUGGCAAAAAUUAUAAAAUUGACUACACUAUUGCUUCUGUUGAAAGAUGUGCCUGCUUUAAUUCCACUGGUGAUGUCAACAUCGGCAAUGAUAAGUUAUUAAAAGCUGCAUUCCGAGAAGAUUCUGAUGACAAUUAUCUAUUCUAUCCAGAAGCCAAAGAUAUCAAAGAGGAUGAUUUGAAGCAUUUCCAGCUCCAUUGGAUGAGAGCUGAGCCUGUGAUUGUUAGCAAUGUGCUUGAAACUGCAUCCGGGUUAAGCUGGGAGCCAAUGGUCAUGUGGCGUGCCUUCCGCCAGGUCAAAAAUGAAAAGCAUGCCACAUUUUUGAAUGUAAAAGCUAUUGACUGUUUGGAUUGGUGUGAGGUGGAUAUUAAUGUCCACCAAUUCUUUAAGGGAUACACACAUGGUAGGUUUGAUAAAAAAAUGUGGCCUCAGAUACUGAAGCUGAAAGAUUGGCCCCCAUCUAAUGCAUUUGGUGAAAGUUUGCCACGACAUGAUGCUGAGUUUACCUGCUGUUUGCCCUUUAAGGAGUAUACACAUCCUCUCAGUGGACCUCUGAACCUUGCUGUCAGAUUGCCUGAGGGCUCGUUGAAACCGGAUAUGGGGCCAAAGACGUAUAUUGCUUAUGGAUUUUGUGAAGAGCUUGGGCGUGGAGAUUCUGUAACCAAGCUUCAUUGUGACAUGUCUGAUGCAGUGAAUGUUUUAACACAUACUGCUGAAGUGACCUAUUCAGCCGAACAACUUGCUGAUAUACAAAAGUUGAAACAGAAGCACAUACAACAAGACCAAAGGGAACUUUUUAGAAGUCAAGACAUGGUUGAAGGUGGCAAUGACAAUCAUGGUAAAUGUAGUAAAGAGGCAGAAGUUGUUAAUGGCAAGAUCACAGAGAGUGGGCCAUCAUUGAAUUGCGGAAAUGAGUCCAAAGAGCAAACUGCUUUAGAUGAAGGUGCUGUUUGGGACAUUUUCCGGAGAGAAGAUGUUCCUAAGUUGCAAGCAUAUCUUUACAAGCACUUCAAGGAAUUUAGGCACACCCAUUGUUGCCCAUUACAGAAUGUUGUCCACCCCAUACACGACCAGACCUUUUAUCUGACUCUAGAGCACAAGAGGAAGCUAAAAGAAGAAUAUGGAAUUGAACCAUGGACAUUUGUCCAGAAACUUGGGGAUGCUGUCUUCAUUCCUGCAGGCUGUCCCCAUCAAGUGAGGAACUUGAAAUCAUGCAUUAAGGUAGCUUUGGACUUUGUAUCACCUGAAAAUAUUGGCGAAUGCAUACGUUUGACAGAGGAAUUCCGUCUGCUUCCCCCUAAUCAUCGGGCUAAGGAGGACAAGUUGGAGGUAAAGAAAAUGUGUCUUCAUGCUAUGAGAUGGGCUGUAGAAAUUUUGACUGGAAAAUGA